AUUACUUAAGAAUGCAUGAUGGCUAGAGGAUUAUGAAGGUUCAAAGAUUCUGAAACAACCCCAACCCAUAUCACUGAUUUUCAUUACCUUCAACUGAAAAAAAAAAAAAAAAAAAAAAAAAAGAAGAAGAAGAAAAAGAAAAACCAACCCUAACCCAUAUCAGAAUCGUAUCCGGUUAGAGGAAGAAAUUCUUCCACCUUCCGAUUGAACCCCUUAUCAAAAGAAAAUGGAAAAUCCCCUUAAUUGGGGGCUAAAAUCAUAAAAGGGUUAAAAUCCCCUUGUUGUUCUUGCAGCAAAAAACCGACGGCAUUCUUCCAAAUCCAAAGUCGAAGAUGAUACAUACCCCUUAGAAGCAAAGCCCCCUUUGUGAUAUUUUGUUUCCAUUUAUUGCUACUGUUUCACUCACUUUGAAAAUUUUGGUUAUUUCUUUUGAGAGAUUUCCUUUUGUCAUUGUUGAAUGCCAGUAUGUGAAUCUUCAAUAUGCAUAUCCGAUUGUGAGCUGAUGAUUCUUGACUUUAACAUGAUUAAUGUUUCUUUUAUGUAGACAAUAUAUCAUAUAGUGGAAACACUACUCCUGCUCCAACCACAACCACAACCACAAUCCUUUAGAAUGCUUAUGAAUUGAGCAAAUUCAUCAACUUAAUGAUUGAUAAUGUAAGGAAUGGUCAGAAGUCCAACUCCACAUUCAGUAAGGUUGGGUGGAAUAACAUUAAAGCAUGACUAGAAGCAACUUUCCAACGUCCAUUUCGAAAAGAGCAGUUGCGUAAUAAGAUGAAUAAGCUACGAGGUGACUAUAAUAGUUUCAGGCGGUUGCUCGAAACUACAGGAUUUGGAUGGGAUUCAAAUACUAGGACUGCUACAGCUGCAGAUUCUGUUUGGGAAAAUGCUAUAAAGGCAAAUCCAAAUUGGACCAAAUUCCGAAAGAGUGGACUUCCAUGGUGGCCAGAGUUGUUAGAGGUCUUCUCAGACUCAAGUGCUCGAGGAGAUAGAGGAGUAUCUCAGCAUACUGCUAGGAAGCAAAAGUCCAUCGACAUUGAUCUUGAUUGUGAGGAUGAGAAUGAUACACAUGAUUCCCCUGAAAAUGUAGUAGGUCUGGAUGAUAUAGAGCCUACAGAUGUUGAUGAAGUGGUCAGUCAUUCUAAAACAAAGUGGAAGCAUGAUAGAACUCCCACAGACCAAAGGAAGAAGAGUACCACAAAAGUCAUUACCAAAUCUGCACAUGACUUCAGCUCAUAUGUGGCCUGGAAAAUGGAACGGGGGGGUAGUAGUACUCCCACUUCCAGACCAGUUCUUCCAACUGUCAAUAAUCUAGUGGAUGGAAUGUACAGCAUCAAAGCGUGUCAGGUAUUGUUGGACAACAUGACAGAGUUAACAGAAGAAAUGUGGGUGAAGGCUCAACAAAAGAUACACAAGAGUGCUGCUUGGAGAAUAUCAUUUGUAGAAGUUGUUGCUGAAAAAAGGAUUUGGAUGAUUAGAGCAUUGAAGUAGGAUUUGGGAGUUUCUUGAAAACAAUAGGUUUAUUUUUAAAUUUGAGAAUGACAUGGAUAUUUGUUUGUUUGAUUUUGAUGGAUGGUUUGAUUUAAAAGUAGGAUAGGGGAAUUUCUUUGAGGAUGACAUGGAUAUUUGAGGAUGAUAUAGAUAUUUGUUUGUUUGAUUGAUUUUGAUGGAUGAUUUGAUUUAAAAGUAGGAUAUGGGAGUUUCUUUCAUAUAUUGAUUUGUUUACAUGAUUUUUUAAGGAUGACAUGGAUAUUUGUUAUUGCCUUAAUGAUGAAUGCAUUUUUUCAGUUCUUACUAUGUAGUAUUUUGAUACUCAUAUUCAUUUAUAUACAGGUGUGGCAAUGAAUCCUACCAAUUUCGAAGAUGAUUCAUCUAGUGAUGAUGACAUCAUCCUAUAUACAUUUCAAACGUUUUUAGAUUACCUUCGGAUUAGAGAACCAUGUAUGGAUAGUAACUACACAGGAACUGUCAUGGUCGCAGAGACAUUGAAUAGGCAUUCAAAUCUAUGCUACAUUGAAUUUAGAGUUGAGAGACAUGUCUUCCUCAAUCUACAUGAUAUGAUGAUACAUAGAGGAUGGUUAGAUGAUAGUUGUCAUAUACGGGUAGAUGAACAACUUGCAAUUUUUAUUGUAAUAGUAGCGCAUGGAAGCAGUACCAGACAAGUUGCAAAGAAAUUUCAACGAUCUGGACAGACAAUUAGUGCUGUAUUUCAAAAAGUGUUGCACGCUAUGGUUCAACUAGCGAAUGAAACAAUCAGACCACCUAAUUUUGAUGUGGUCCCCUCAGAGAUUCAACAUAACCCAAAGUUUAGCCCUUUCUUCCAGGAUUGCAUUGGUGCUAUUGAUGGUACUCAUAUUAGCGCCAUAGUACCCAGAUCAGAGCAAACCCGAUACAGAAAUCGGAAAGCAUUGAUCACACAAAAUGUUAUGUGUGCCUGUUCGUUCGACAUGCGUUUUACAUUUGUGUACGCGGGUUGGGAAGGUAGUGCACAUGAUGCUCGGGUUUUUGAAGAGGCGAGAUCAAAUGCUACCUUAGGUUUUCCUCAUCCUCCUCCAGGCAAGUAUUAUGCUGUGGACUCAGGUUACGCAAGUCAACUUGGGUAUUUGACACCCUUUCGAGGAGAAAGGUAUCACCUACCAGAUUUUAGUGGGGAGAGAAGGGGUGCAAGAACGCCGAAGGAGUUGUUCAACCACAGACAUUCCUCUUUGCGGAAUGUUAUUGAAAGAACCUUUGGUGUAUUGAAAAAUAGAUUUCAAAUUUUACAAAAAAUGAAGGGUUACCGUAUCGAGGACCAAGCCAGCAUCGUAGUUGCAUGUUGUGGACUUCACAACUACAUCAAAGAACAAGCUAUUAAAGAUGAUCUUUUUGAUGAAUAUGGCUGUGAACAAAAUGUAAUUGAUCAACUAAAUCCUCCUAAUCAUCAAGACUUCAUUGCUCCAACUACAAGCACAAGUCAGAGAGGAGCAAGACAGAUGUCAAUGUUGAGGAUAAAUAUAGCAAAUCAAAUGGCUAUAUCGAAGGGAAUGCCUAUGAUUCCAAUUGAUGGACCUUGAUGUUUUGAUUUUAAUGACUUUAUGUUAGUUGCUACCAUUAAUGAUUUUAUGUUAGUUGUUAGAGUAUAUGUUACGUAAUAGAAAACUCUAUGUUCUAUUUACUUAUGUGACAUUUAAAAAGAUAUUCCCUAUUGAAUCUCUAUCA
Macadamia integrifolia is the source of this 3195-nucleotide messenger RNA. RefSeq names its product putative nuclease HARBI1. Lineage: Eukaryota; Viridiplantae; Streptophyta; Magnoliopsida; Proteales; Proteaceae. Bases 1839 to 3050 code for a protein of 403 amino acids. The transcript has 5 exons. The record is from RefSeq and is a predicted model, not a curated record.